UCCACUAUCAUCCAUUCUCUCACUCACCCACUAUAAAUUCACACUCCUUCCCCUCAAUAAGGUAAAACACUCCUCCCUCAUUCCCUACAACCUCCAAUCAUGAGGAAAACUCAACCACUCCCUCUACUCCUCUCCCUCCUAGUAUCCCUUCUCUGCCUCUACCCUUCUCAAGGGUACACCCUUAAUUGUGGCUCCUCCGACCAUAGCUCCACCCUUGAGGUCAUGCACAUCUACAGCCCAUGCUCCCCUUUCCGGCCCAAAAAAGCCCUUUCUUGGGAACAAACCAUCCUCGACAUGGCCGCGAAAGACGAAGCUCGGCUCCUUUUUCUCUCCAAUCUCGCCGUUGGUCGGAGAUCGAUGGUCCCAAUUGCCUCCGGCCGGCAGAUAAUCCAAAGCCCAACCUACAUUGUCCGGGCCAACUUUGGAACCCCGGCCCAGCCCAUGUUUGUGGCUAUGGACACAAGCAGUGAUGUUGCAUGGGUACCAUGCACCGGCUGUGUAGGAUGUUCUUCCAGCGUCUUUAACACUGCCAAGUCAACAACUUACAAACCCGUUGGAUGCUCCGCCCCGCAAUGCAAGCAGGUUCCAAACCCGACUUGUGGUGGCGCCGCUUGCUCUUUUAACCUCACAUACGGCUCCGCCACCAUCGCCGCCACCGUCACGCAAGACACGUUAGCCCUUGCCCAAGACCCCGUCCCCAACUACUCAUUCGGCUGCAUUAAAGCAGCCGCCGGAAAUCCAGUGCCGCCUCAGGGCUUGCUCGGACUCGGGCGGGGCCCCAUGUCACUUCUUUCUCAAACCAAAUCCCUUUACCAAUCCACCUUCUCCUACUGCUUACCCGACUUCCGAUCCACCAACUUUUCGGGUUCACUCCGGCUCGGACCGGUUUCUCAACCACAACGAAUUAAAUUCACCCCUCUUCUCACCAACCCAAGAAGGUCCUCCCUCUACUACGUCAACAUGAUUGGCAUCAGUGUUGGCCGCCGGCAAGUCACCAUCCCACAAAGCGCAUUGGGGUUCAACCCAACCACCGGUGCCGGAACCGUCUUCGACUCUGGCACAGUGUUCACCCGGCUGGUCCAACCAGCCUACAUUGCAGUGAGAGACGAGUUCCGGCGACGGGUCAAGGCCGGACCGGUGUCGGCAUUGGGUGGGUUCGACACCUGUUAUUCGCAGCAGGUGGUGUCGCCGAAGAUAACAUUCCAUUUUACGGGAAUGAACGUGACAAUGCCGCCAGAGAACUUUUUGAUACACAGUACGGCCGGGAGUAUAACUUGCUUGGCCAUGGCGGGUUCGCCGGAUAAUGUGAAUUCGGUGCUGAAUGUGAUAGCGAACAUGCAGCAGCAGAACCAUAGGGUACUUUACGAUGUGCCCAACUCGAGGUUAGGGGUGGCACGUGAACCCUGUACCCGUUAAGAGAGAGAGAGGCUGUGAGACUUGUGAGCUAGUUUUGGUUUUUUCUUGUUUUGAGGAUAUGUGUCGGUGGGGGAGACAAGAUGGGGCAGGGGUGGUUUGAUUGUUAGUGUAGUUUUUUUUUUUUUUUUUUGGGGUGGGGGGCUGGGUUUGGUUAUUGAGAAAUAAAAUCUCCUAGUGGAUGCUUUUUGUGUGUGUGUGUGUGGGCGAGAGGGGGGUUGUUGUAGAGUCUUAUUAUCUUUAUUUAGUCAAUGUUUACUUUUUUUUUAAGGAUAUGAUGAGUAUGAUUAUCUUAAAGGGAAAGAAUAAAGUAUGGACUAGAAGAUUGCUUAAGAAUGAA
Molecule: messenger RNA, 1753 nt
Organism: Macadamia integrifolia
Lineage: Eukaryota; Viridiplantae; Streptophyta; Magnoliopsida; Proteales; Proteaceae
Product: aspartyl protease AED3-like
Exons: 1
Coding region: 100-1416 (438 amino acids)
Biological process (GO): proteolysis
Molecular function (GO): aspartic-type endopeptidase activity
Source: RefSeq, a predicted model, not a curated record